AUGACUGCAAACCUUGAAUGCGUGAUCGUGGCCGUUGAUGGAAGCGAGGAGAGUAUGUACGCCUUGAGAUGGGCCCUCGAUAACCUCAAGCUCCGAUCUGCUGCUCCCGACUCCACUGAAACCCCUGGCUCCUUUGUCAUCCUCCAUGUCCAAUCACCACCGUCUAUUGCUGCUGGCCUCAAUCCUGGUGCCAUCCCUUUCGGUGGACCCAGUGAUCUGGAGGUACCUGCCUUCACGGCGGCGAUUCAAUCGCAUCAAAGGAAGAUUACGGAGGCGAUUCUAGAACAUGCCUUGGAGAUUUGCCGUGAAAAGAAAGUGAAUGUGAAAACACAAGUGGUAAUUGGGGAUCCAAAGGAGAAGAUAUGUGAAGUUGUUGAGAAUCUUCAUGCUGAUUUGCUUGUGAUGGGCAGUCGUUCUUUUGGCCCUAUUAAAAGGAUCUUUUUGGGAAGUGUUAGCAAUUACUGCACCAACCAUGCACAAUGCCCUGUUAUUGUAGUCAAGGGAAAGGACCCUUCAUCAUAA
Dovyalis caffra is the source of this 522-nucleotide messenger RNA. The record is from the annotation of a GenBank genome assembly. Lineage: Eukaryota; Viridiplantae; Streptophyta; Magnoliopsida; Malpighiales; Salicaceae.